Messenger RNA from Leguminivora glycinivorella, 1289 nucleotides. Its product is annotated as juvenile hormone-binding protein-like. NCBI's taxonomy places the organism in Eukaryota, Metazoa, Arthropoda, Insecta, Lepidoptera, Tortricidae. Bases 65 to 841 code for a protein of 258 amino acids. The transcript has 6 exons. The record is from RefSeq and is a predicted model, not a curated record.
GGUAUAUAAGACUGUUAUUUUAUCCUGCGAACGUCAGUGUAGAUAGAAAACUGUCAUCAUCACCAUGAAGACCUUGCGGUUUACAUUGUUUUCACUGAUAGUCUUCGCUGGUUCUUGGCUAGUCAGCUCCGAUGACCUUAGUAGAAUCGGACUAGAACCACUACUAAAGGCAUGUCACGACAGAGACUUGGAAUGCCUAAAAAAAUCAACUGGUUUGUUCUUAAAGUGGACACAUAAAGGGCAUCCAAAAUUCAACAUGUUACCCAUAGACCCCCAGAACAUACCUUCACUGGACGCAGAUUUUUCGAAGAGCGGGUUGGCUUUAGAAAUCGGAAACAUGACCGUGAAAGGUUUGCGAGAUCAGGACAUACAUCAAUUUAAAAUGGAAGUAUCAGACGGGACGGUAAAGCUAACAACAGCUGCCAAGCUUAGCGUCGAUGGUGAUGUGAGAGCAGCGCGCAACAAGAAGCACCACUCGGGGGGACGUUUCAGCUCUUCUGGAGAUGUACUUGGUACAGCUCUUUAUAAUUACACACUGCAGAAGGACAACAAGGGGAUAGACCAUUUCGUUAUCGGCCCAGAAACCAUCUCCUCUGAGCUUGUGGGCACUCCAACAAUUAUGUUCAGCCCGAACCUUGCAUCAGCACUAUUCAAAAAUCACAAUUCUCCAAAGGAGAUAGAAGAGCAAUGGAAAGAGUAUUUUCGUAAAAUAGCAGAAAAAGCGUACGUUCCUGUCAUCCACAACAUCAGAUCGGCAGCCAACAUCUUCCCAGCGUCAGCGUUCUUCAAAAAUCUACACGAAAUUAAAGCAUUUGAAAGCCAUGGCGAUCGUCAUCAUUGACAUUAGGCCUACUACAUCUUGUCAGGGUGCGUAGCUGAAUGGCACAAACGCUCACGAAACGAAACGCUCGCAGAUCUAUCUCUAUUGCUCUUGCGUAUUGGCGUGACAGAGCCAGACUACUUUUCGCGGCGUUUCGUUUUCGUUUCGCGUCGUAGCAAUGCUAUUCGGUUACGGGGCCAGAUGAUUUAUACAUCAACAGUCUUUCAUGGCUAAACAAUCCAACAAGGAAUCAGUUUAAUGUUUGCGAUAACAUUUGCGGCUACAGCAGAGAGACAUGUCAUCAGUCAACUCCAGAAGGGCAAGCACGGUAGCGUGAUAUAGCUUAUCGCGUCGCUGCGUCCUUUUCGCACUUUUAAGUGGUAAUGGGACCAAAGCGAUAGGCUGUAUCACAAUACCGAGCUUGCCGCUAGGAUUGCCUUGAUAAUAAAAUAAGAUACGUGUAUUAUUA